UCAAAGAAGAAAAGCCCCCCUCCUUAGCAGCUUUGUUAUUUGUUAUUAACCUCCAGCCGGGGUCACCCAGAUUAUUUUACCACACGUCUUUAUGAAAAUGUCUCCGCUGCUGCUCAGGGCCUUCGUGAACGAGCGGCUCACGGCCGUGGUCGCAGAAAUCUUAGAGGUUUUCGAAGGGGCGAUCGCCAAAUACGAAGAAGAAGCGUCCAACUCCAAGCAGGAGAUCGAUCGGCUGCGAUGUUUGCUGCUGGAGCUGCAGAGCCAGAGGACAGACUUUCCUCAGCCCUCUGCCUGUAAAGACAAAACUCCUUGUGAGCAGGAGUGCAGGCUCCAUCAGGGAAAUCAGUGGAAUCCAGAGCUUCUUCACAUUAAAGAGGAAGACCAUGAACUCUGGGCUGCUGAUCAGGAGGAGCAAAAACGGACCGGAAUGGAUGGGGAAAAUCUCCCUCAUGCAGCUGUCGGGGAGGAGCGGGAGCAGGAAGAUAGAAAACCACCUGGGCAACGUUGGACUCAAAGCUCCGAACCAGAUGAGUUUCAGGAGAUCCAGGAAGCAAAACCAGCAGAGGUCAAACCACCUCUUCUCUCAAUUCCGCCAUUACAAGAUGAAGCUGCUGCCAUUUUUACACCUGAUCAAACAGAACAGGGCCAAUCUAGUUUUGUCAUCUCUAGAGAAUCCACAGAUUCAUCUCACCUGAACUCACCUGCAGCUGACUACCAAUGCUCUUUGUGUGCCGAGUCCUUUCCCUCCAGUCACCUCCUGAUGAACCACACUUUCCAAACCCAUUCGAGGGUCGUCGGCGUCCUGUGCGCCGUGUGCGGAGGAACCUUCGAGUCUGCCGAGAGCCUCGACGCGCACCUCAGAUCUCACGAGAACUCAAAGUGCUGCCCCGUGUGUGGAAAGCUCUUCAAAAGCACGACUUCUCUGAAGGAGCACAUGGCCGGCCACGCCGGGGUGAAACUGCAUCGCUGCAACGUCUGCGGCAAAGAGUGCAGACGCAAGGGAGAUCUGAAGAUCCACAUGAGGAUCCACACGGGCGAGAAGCCCUUCUGCUGCUCGCUGUGCUGUAAGAGUUUCACCCACAGCGGGCAUCUGAAGAAGCACAUCAGAAGCCACACGGGAGAGAGACCGUACAGGUGUGACGUCUGUGGGAAGGGCUUCCUGCAAAGUGCGCACCUGAAAUCCCAUUUGGGUACCCACGCUCAGAAAAAAUGACGGGCUCGUUUUUUAUUAAGAAGAUUACUUUGAAGAAGCAUCUUAGUGACAAUUUUAGGAUAUUUUUUACAAUCAUAAUCAAAGACAAUAUUUAUAUUUAAUGUGCUGUGUUUUUUUUUAAGGAAGUUGCUCAAAGAUGUGUUUAUUUUUUUCUGUUUUUAUAACAGUUUUUUAUAUUUAUUUUAAUCCACAAAAAAAACUACAAAGGAAAAAGUUUAAUAAAUUCCUUUAUUAAUAAGUCAUUAGAAGAGAUUGUUAUAUAUAACCACAGGUCACAAAAGACAUGAAAAGUGCUGAGCAAAACCAAUAAAGACCUUAUUUUUUAUUAUUAUUUAACAAGCCACUUGUAGGCUGUUGGAAGAACUCUGCAUGAUAUGAUUUUUUUUUUUUUUUUGUAAGAAUGCAUUAGGAAGUACUAUGAUGCCAAAAAAAGUUUACAAAAAAAUAUGGAUUCAAACAAGUUGGAAAAAAUUCAAUAUAUAAUAAUAAGUUGUUGAAGAAAACAAAUAUGGACACAUACAGGCUGACAGGAGUCAAAGUGAGGUUAGAGAUUUGGAGUUUAUCUCCCAUUAAAACACAUUUCUAUAAAAAGUCAUACGGUGCUGUGAAAAAGUAGUUUCCCCCCUUGCAGAUUUCUUUUGUUUAUGAUUUUACUAUCAGGCCUCAGAUCAUCAAACAAAUUUUUUAUCACACAAAGAAAUAACCUGAGUAAAUGCAAACUGUUGUUUCCAAAUGAUGAUUUCAUUUAUUAAGGGAAGACGGUUGUACAAUCCAACCUGGGCCCUAUGUUAAAUUGUUUAUUAAACCCCUAAACCUAACCUUUCUUCCUUUGUGGCAACUAUCAAUGAGUGCUUUAGAUUGUUGUGUGGGAAUUUAGGUCCACUUUACUUUGCAGAAUUGUUUUAAUUCAGCCAUUUUGGAGGGUUUUAGCAUGAGCAACUUGUUCGAGGUCAUGUCACAGUAUUUGAAUUUGAGUCCAGCCUUUGACUAGGCAUCUCCAUUUAUUUUUCAUUGUUUGGAGCCCUUUAGUGGUGGACUGGUGUGCUUCAGAUCAUUGUCCUUCUUAACCCAGGCUUUAAUGAGCUUAAGAUCACGAGCUGGUGACCCGGGAUAUUCUCCUUUGGUUUCAGGGCAGAAUUCAUAGUUGUACCAGUUACGGCAAGCCGUCUAGGUCCUAAAGAAGAGAAGCAGCCCCAGACCAUCAGACUACCAGGACCAUGUUUAACUGUUGGUGUGACAUUCCUUUUCUGAAAUGCGGUGCUAGUUUUAGGCAGGAUGCACACCUUCCAAAAAGUUCCUCUUUUAUCUCAUUGGUCUACAGAAUAUUUUUGGUCAGCAGUGGAUUUCACCUUCGAGCUCUCAGGUUGAUGCUGUUUCUGUCUAGUCUAAAUCAUAUUGAAUCAUAAACACCGAUCUUAACUGAGGCCUGAGGUGCUUUAGCCUACUUCAUGUUGUCAGAAAGGUUCUAUUCAAGUAGUUUCUUGAUUGUAUGUGUCUGGAAGUAAUCAGGCCUGCAUGGGUUUUGUGAAAAUGAAGUGAACUCAGCUUUCCAGGCCAUGUGGUUAAUCCCAUUAAAUCUAUGAUUUAACAUGAGGGGUGAAUACUUUUUCAUACAGGACCACAUUUGGUUUGGAAACCUUUUUUUCUUCUAAUAAAUGAAAUCGUCAUUUGAAAACCGGAAUUUUGUGUUUACUCAGGUAAUCUUUUGCCUGAAAUUCAAAUGUGUUUGAUGAUCUGAAACAUCUAAAGGUGACAACUACAAAUACAAAUCAUUUUUUACAGCACUGUAUUUGGUGACUGCCAAAAUGUUUUAUGUUUCAGACAAACAACAUUUGUCUAAAGUUUAAAUAUUUAAUAUUUUAAUAUAUAGAAAACGAGAAGCGGUUUUAUUGUAUUUUGCAUCUGUGCAAGUACAAAUUCUAAUUUUCGGCAGUUUGAUUAUUUUGGGUUUUAACUAAUCUGUACUGUCUUCCUUUUUACUUCUGACAUGUCCUCUUUUCUGGUACAGUUUUGAGGAAAAACAAAAAUAAACAGUUUUUGUUAUUAUU
Molecule: messenger RNA, 3261 nt
Organism: Girardinichthys multiradiatus
Lineage: Eukaryota; Metazoa; Chordata; Actinopteri; Cyprinodontiformes; Goodeidae
Product: zinc finger and SCAN domain-containing protein 5C-like
Exons: 2
Coding region: 92-1213 (373 amino acids)
Biological process (GO): regulation of transcription by RNA polymerase II
Molecular function (GO): DNA-binding transcription factor activity; RNA polymerase II cis-regulatory region sequence-specific DNA binding
Source: RefSeq, a predicted model, not a curated record